This is a messenger RNA of Brassica oleracea var. oleracea, 3369 nucleotides long. RefSeq lists its product as uncharacterized. The transcript has a single exon. The coding region runs from base 1 to 3369 and encodes 1122 amino acids. The record is from RefSeq and is a predicted model, not a curated record. NCBI's taxonomy places the organism in Eukaryota, Viridiplantae, Streptophyta, Magnoliopsida, Brassicales, Brassicaceae.
AUGACUACUUGUCUUGUGAAGCUCCCAAAUGUCAUAAAUGAAAUUGCAAUCUCCUGUGUGUAUGGUUCAAAUUGCAGGAUUGAGAGACGCACGCUUUGGCAAGAAUUGGAAGCCUGCUCCUCAUUUCCGCAGCUGGUAAACAUCCCGUGGCUUAUUUAUGGUGAUUUCAAUGAGAUAUUAGAUCCCUCAGAACACUCAAAGAUUGACCAAUUCUCUUUCCCACGGGGCAUGAGGGACUUCAAGGAGUGUAUUGACGAAUGCUCUCUCUUUGACCUUCCUUACUGUGGGAACUCUUUCACUUGGUCCAAUGGACAUGUGUCAAAAAAGCUGGAUAGAAUUCUCACUAAUUCAGCUUGGCUACAGCAAUUUCCGGAAUCUAUUGGUGUCUUUGGAGUUCCGGGUAUUUCUGAUCACUCUCCAUGCUGUGUAUUCCUUGACCAACACAGGCCAAAGCAGAAACGACCCUUUAAAUUUUUCGCUCACCUGAAUCAACAUGAGGAUUUUGUUGAGAUCCUUGGUAACUGUUGGAAUUCUUUGGAUUUUCAUGGUACUAAUCAGCUAAGAGUUUCUAAAAAGUUGAAAGAGCUUAAGGGAGUUAUUAAAACCUUCAGUAGAGAACACUUCUCUCAUCUAGAGCAACGGGUUGAAGAAGCUUUCACGGAUCUUUGUCUUGCUCAAGCAAACUCUCUUGAUAACCCACCGCCUACUGCUACUAAUUUAGAGAGAGAUGCGCAUCACCGUUGGCAUGUACUAGCAAAGGCUGAGGAUUCCUUUCUGAAGCAGAGAUCGAGGGUUCAAUGGUCUGUCGAUGGGGAUUCAAACACUGCAUAUUAUCACAGAAUAAUUAAAUCAAGGCAAGCUCAAAACCAAAUUGUGUUUCUGGUAGGCAGGGAUGGAACUAUUAUUGAUGGGAUUGAGGACAUAAAAGAGCAUGAUGUUGAUUACUACACUCUUCUUCUCGGCGGCCCAACUUCAUCAGCUGCUCCUUCUCCUUCUGUUAUCGCCUCUUUCCUGCCUCUUCGUUGCUCUCCUGAGGCUGUGAGUCUCCUUGAUGCAGGUUUCAGUGAUCUCGAUAUUCAGACAGCUUUCUUUGCUCUUCCAAAGUCCAAAGCUCCUGGCCCGGACAGUUACCCUGCAGAGUUCUUCAUAGCGAACUGGAGGGUGGUUGGGAUGGAUAUGAUAGCAGCAAUCAAAGAAUUUCUUACUACAGGCUGUCUCCUACAGCAAUGGAACUCAACUAUCAUCUCCCUGAUCCCCAAGAAGCCUAAUGCGAAUCAGAUGAAUGAGUUUAGGCCAAUAUCGUGUUGCAAUACUGUCUACAAGGUAGCCUCUAAGCUUCUUGCGAACAGAAUAAAAGCAGCUUUGCCAAAGCUCAUCUCAUCUUCUCAAUCAGCUUUUGUACCGGGGCGCCUUCUGGUUGAGAAUGUGUUGUUAGCUACAGAGCUUGUCUCUGGGUAUAAGUGGAAAGACAUCUCAAAGCGAUGUAUGCUGAAGGUUGAUCUGCAAAAAGCGUUUGAUUCGAUCAACUGGGAUUUUAUCUUGAACACACUAGAUUCUCUCGGGUUUCCUUCUCACUUCCGGAAACUGAUUUCUCAGUGUAUUUCCACCACCAGAUUCUCUGUUUCAGUGAAUGGGGAGCUUUGUGGUUAUUUUAAAGGAACAAAGGGAUUGCGUCAGGGAGACCCGCUAUCUCCCUAUCUUUUUGUUAUCGCCUUGGAGGUCUUUUCCCAAAUGCUCAAUGCGAAAUUCAGAGUAGGAGACGUUGGCUAUCAUCCCAAUACAUCAGAGAUUGAGGCUACGCAUCUGGCAUUUGCUGAUGACAUUAUGAUAUUCUUUGAUGGUGAGAAAAGCUCCCUUGACAACAUUGUUGAUACUAUGGAGUUAUUUGCCACAUGGUCGGGAUUAAGAAUGAAUAAGGACAAGACGGAACUAUUCGUUGGAGGCUUGAAUCAGGCUGAAACUACUGACCUUACUAGUCUCGGGUUCAACCUCGGUUCAAUGCCUGUCCGCUACUUGGGCCUCCCUCUUAUGCAUCGCAAGCUGCAAAUCUCCAACUACAGACCACUUCUCCAAAAAAUCAAGGGACAUUUUCCUGCUUGGUCUACAAAGAAGCUAUCUUAUGCUGGUCGUGCUCAGUUGAUCUCUUCGGUUAUCUAUGGCACCAUAAAUUUCUGGACAUCUGCGUUUGUUCUCCCAAAAGGAUGCAUCAAACAAAUCCAGAGGCUUUGCUCUCGUUUCCUAUGGACUGGAAAUAUCACGCGCAAAGGAGUUGCGAAAAUUGCGUGGAGUACAGUGUGCUUACCGAAAAAAGAAGGAGGACUGGGGCUCAGGGAUUUUGAGACGUGGAACAAGACUCUUUGCCUAAAGCUUAUUUGGAUGUUAUAUACACCAAACCCGUCACUGUGGGCUUCUUGGAUCAGGAAAUACAAAAUUGGAGAUGAAAGCUUCUGGAGCUUAGAAGCUAAAAAGGCGGGAUCUUGGACAUGGAGAUCUCUACUGAACCUGCGCCCUAUAGCUUCAAACUUUCUGAAAGCAAAUCUUGGGAAUGGACAGAAAAUUAGUUUUUGGUGGGACAUUUGGACCCCUCUUGGUCGCUUGAUUGAAUUAUUUGGCGACUCGGGCCCGAGAGAACUCUGCAUUCCUUUAUAUGCUUCAGUUGCUGAUACUUGUGAUGAGAAUGGCUGGCGGUUGAGAGGCGCUCGAUCUCUUGCUGCAGAAAGCCUUCAAAUUCAUCUCACGGGUAUUAUUCUUCCUUCACUCUCUCAGGAUAAUGAUGUGUUUCACUGGGUUAUUGAUGGUGAUGCUAUGCCUCGUUACUCUGCCUCUCGUACUUGGGAAGAGCUACGAAACAGAGCACCGUUAGUCUCUUGGUCCAUCAAUGUAUGGUUCAAGAUGGCCACGCCUCGUCACGCCUUCCUCAUGUGGAUUGCGCAUAAUGAUAGAAUGCCUACACGGGUGAGACUAUCAAGCUGGGGUUUAGGGACUUCUACAAGCUGUUGUCUCUGUGAUUCAGCUCUGGAAACAAAAGAUCAUCUUCUUCUGGGUUGUGAAAUCAGUGAACAGAUUUGGAAACUGGUUCUUCGACGGUUGGGCUAUACACAUUCAGCCUUCAUGACUUGGACUUCUUUUAUUGAAUGGAUUUCUCUAAAGGACUCCACUACUCCUUUGAUUCUCAAGAGGCUGGUUGCUCAUGCAACUAUCUACAACAUUUGGGCAGAGCGGAAUAAACGCCUGCACCAGGGAAUCUCCUCAACUCCUCAAACGAUCUACAAGCUCAUAGACCGCAACAUCAGAGACACGAUCUUGGGGAAGAAAAACAUCAAGAAGAGCUUCAAAACACUUAUGCUAUCAUGGCUAAGAAAUGUUUAG